Populus trichocarpa (black cottonwood) is the source of this 1292-nucleotide messenger RNA. RefSeq names its product plant UBX domain-containing protein 4. Gene Ontology annotation, biological process: proteasome-mediated ubiquitin-dependent protein catabolic process; nuclear membrane reassembly; Golgi organization. Gene Ontology annotation, molecular function: ubiquitin binding. The record is from RefSeq and is a predicted model, not a curated record. The transcript is spliced from 4 exons. Gene Ontology annotation, cellular component: cytosol; nucleus. Bases 99 to 1016 code for a protein of 305 amino acids. Lineage: Eukaryota; Viridiplantae; Streptophyta; Magnoliopsida; Malpighiales; Salicaceae.
UUACCGUACCAAAAUUAUUAAUAUCUGCUGGUUAUAGGCUUUUUCUUUCUUCCUCAACCUCAUCGAGUCUCAACAAAUCUAUCCAAAGCAAAACAAAAAUGGCGUCAAGGGACAAGAAACCAGCAAAACCCUCAAGCAGUCGAGCCGGAGGUAUCCGUACUCUCUCCGAUCUGAACCGGCGUUCCGGGCCUGACUCUGACAGCGACGACGAAGAUGCUCCUCAAGAGUACUACACUGGUGGAGAGAAAAGUGGUAUGCUUGUCCAAGAUCCUACAAAGGGUAAUGACGUGGAUGCAAUUUUCAAUCAAGCUAGACAGCUUGGCGCUGUUGAAGGGCCUUUGGAGAAUAUUAAUCAAUCUUCAAGCUCAAGUAGCUUUAGUGGAACUGGUAGAUUACUCUCAGGGGAGACUGUACCAUCUGCUCCUCAACAACCUGAAGCUGUUGUUCACAAUAUUGUUUUUUGGACGAAUGGUUUCACUGUAAAUGAUGGCCCUUUGAGGAGUCUGGAUGAUCCUGAAAAUGCAUCUUUUUUAGAGAGCAUCAGGAAGUCCGAGUGUCCGAAGGAGCUUGAACCAGCGGAUAGAAGGUCCUCAGUUCAUGUCAAUUUGAUUAGGAGGGAUCAAAAGUGCCCAGAACCAGAGAGGCAGCGCCAUGUUGCAUUCCAAGGUGUAGGGAGAACUCUAGGAAGCAGCAGUACUGCACUUGCAACUGAACCAACAGCUGAUUCUGCUCCUCUGAACUCUGCUCCAACCCCUUUUAUGGGUCUGGUUGUGGAUGAAACACUGCCAUCGACUUCAAUUCAGCUUAGGCUGGCUGAUGGGACACGCAUGGUGGCCCACUUUAAUAAUCAUCACACAGUCAAUGACAUUCGAUCCUUCAUAGAUGCUUCCAGGCCUGGGGCUGCUCUUAAUUAUCAACUGCAGUUGAUGGGGUUCCCACCUAAGCUUCUUACUGAUCCAACACAGACAAUAGAGCAGGCAGGCCUUGCCAAUUCAGUUGUUAUUCAGAAAUUCUAGCAAAAUCUGCAAGAGGGUUGCAUACUGUCUCUAGGCAUGAUGGAACUGUUUCUUGCAGCAAGUGAACCGAUUUUAUGAACAUGAAGACCUUGAAUAUAUGUUUCCUUGUAUACAAAAAGGAGGGUUGGCGGCUGGUUGAUUGGAAAAUGGAGUUGAAUUUUGUGAUUCCAAAAUGUAUUCUUCUGCGUUGUCUUGUAAAUUGUAUGCUGUUGUUUUGCUUGCUUGACAUUUUCUCACUGCCCACUUUAUUCAUGUUGCCGGCAUCUGUUCUUCCCC